AUGAUGAAACCGGGAAUUUGCUGCUCUGAGGGGUCCACGGAGCGUGUGGAGGGAUCUGCAUCAGCAGGGAGCCGGCAGAAGAUGAUGGGGACAGGGGCGACCCGGAGUGGGAACCGGUGUCCGCCUCUUUUCCUCCUGCUUCUUCUCGGAGGCAGCUGCCACAUGUUGCAUGGCCAAGAGGUGGCUCCCUACCUGCGAGGGGGUGGAGUGCGGCAGCAGGUGGUGUUGGAGGGAAACAGACUGGUGCUGACCUGCCUGGCUGGAGGCAGCUGGCCCCUGCAGUACCGCUGGACUCUCAACAACAGCAACAUCACCAGCUGGACACCACAGUACAGGUUGUCUGUCCCAUCUCUGACGAGGACUGAUGCUGGCCUCUAUCAGUGUAUCGUGAGGAACAGGAUGGGAGCAGUCAUCAACAGGAGGACAGAGGUGCAGGUGGCCUUUCUGGGGAACUUCUCCGCCGAGGAGCAGAGAAAGACGGCGACUCAGGGCCGGGCAGCCAUCAUCAGCCAGCCUCCCCUUGCUUCUUUCCCCCGACCCAUCGUCACAUGGUACAAAGACGGACACAAGAUAAUCCCCAACAACCGAAUAGCAAUCACUUUGGACAAUCAGCUGGUCGUCUUGGCAACCACUGCAGCGGAUGCAGGACGUUACCAUGUGGAGGCGGUGAACGAGAUGACGGGAGAGAAUGUGACGAGUCCUGCUGUCUACCUGAGCAUCUCAGUUGGCAAGAAGAACCGUGGGUCAACAGAUCCUGAAUUAGAAAUCGUGGCUCCAGUGAUUGUGAUUGGACCCAAAGACACAACAGUGGUGGCAGGCAGUGAGGCUACACUGGAGUGCAUUGCUAAUGCCAGACCAAUAGACAGCCUCGUGGUGUCAUGGAAGCGUGAUGGGCGUCGGCUGGCCAGCGGGCGUCAGCUCAUUAUUCCUGCCCCUACCUCCUCUGACACGGGCUUAUAUGUUUGCGAAGCAUUGCUUAGUAACAGCACCGCCAAACCUGUGGAGGCCAGGGCACACCUCACUGUAAUGGAGCCUCCUUCUCUGACUGCUCAACCUAGGAGGAAGAUCUUUGCUGAGCUCGACAGGAAUGUGGAUAUCCCCUGCCUGGCUGCAGGCAUGCCCCAGCCCAGGAUAGAGUGGUUUAAGGACUCGGUGCCUCUUUCCAAACUGGCCAACCCUCGCUACAAGGUCACCGCCGCAACCGGGCUGACGGUGCGCAGGGUGCAGCCAGGAGACGGAGGAAUAUUCCAGUGCCUCGCUCGCAACGCUGCCGGAGAAACCCAGGCAUACUCACAGCUUCUUGUCUCCAGUGUGGCCCCCACAUUUACCUUCCCUCCGUCUGACCAAACAGUGACUGAUGGGAACACAGCCCUCUUUAACUGCCAGACAAGUGGAGCGCCGAAGCCCGCCAUCACCUGGAGGAAAGGAUCGCAGGUCUUAGCUAGCGGCUCUGUCCAGGUUCCCAGGUUUACACUGUUGCAGUCAGGUGGUUUGGAGAUUCAGCCAAUCAGCUUCCAAGAUUCAGGGGAAUACACCUGCAUCGCCUCAACCGCAGAGGGAACCAUCAAUGCCACCGCCACGCUCACCGUCUGGAGUCGCACGGUCAUUUCUGUGCCUCCAACAGACCAGCGAGUUAUCAAAGGAACCACUGCUAUUCUGGACUGUAAUGCUACACAUGACCCCAGAGUCAAUAUAAGCUUCAAGUGGGAUCGAGGUGGAGUGCCCGUCGUUUCAACCAGUGGAGGUCGUGUUUCUGUGCGCCAGGGCUCCCUCACUAUUGGCCAGACGUGGUCAGGUGACAUUGGGGAUUACACCUGCACCGUGACAUCACAGGCUGGCAAUGAUUCUCGUUCUGCACGCCUCGAAGUCAUUGAGCUGCCGCACUCUCCUCGCUCCCUGACUGCCCGUCUCAAUGACUCUGACUCCCGCUCCGUCCUCCUGUCCUGGCUACGCCCCUUUGAUGGGAACUCUCCACUCCUGUACUACCUGCUGGAGCUCUCUGAGAACAACUCACCGUGGAAGGUCUACCUAUCAGAGGUCGAUCCUGUGGUGACUGAGGUAUCAGUGGGCGGGCUCACACCUGCCAGGACCUAUCAGUUCAGACUUUGUGCUGUCAAUCAAGUGGGCAGGGGUCAGUACAGUGCCGAAACGCAGAGAUUGAUGCUGAGGGAGGAGGCCCCCAGCGCUCCUCCAAAAAAUAUUGUCGCCAGUGGGCGGACAAACCAGUCCAUCAUGGUCCAGUGGCAGCCUCCACCAGAACCCCAGCUCAACGGAGUCCUCCGAGGAUACGUGCUCAGGUACCGUCUGGCAGGGCUGCCGGGGGACUACCAGGAGAAGAACAUCAGCAGCCCAGAGACCAACUACUGUCUGCUGAAAGAUCUGAUCAUCUGGACACAAUACCAGAUCCAGGUGGCUGCCUACACUGGAGCCGGCCUGGGUGUCUACAGCAGCCCUGUCACAGAGUACACUUUGCAGGGAGUUCCCACAGCACCGCCUCAGGAAGUGGAAGUUUUAGCUAUCAACUCCACUACCAUCCGCUUCACCUGGAACCCUCCGCCGCAGCAGUUUAUUAAUGGCAUCAACCAGGGAUACAAGCUGCUGGUCUGGCCUGAGCAGUCUCCAGAGGAUGUCGCUGUGGUAACCAUCACCCCGGACUACCCCGGUGCACGCCACACAGGAUUGGUCAGCGGACUCAAGAAAUUCACCUGGUACUUCGGCUCCACCCUCUGCUUCACAACACCUGGAGACGGCCCCCGCAGCCCACCCACCCUGCUGCAGACACACGAGGACACACCUGGACCUGUUCGUCACCUGAGCUUCACUGAAAUCUUGGACACAUCGCUCAGAGUCUACUGGACAGAGCCUGAAGACAAGAACGGCAUCAUCACUGGCUAUGUGUUGUGGUGGGAAGUGCCUGGCGUAGACUCGAGUCGGGAGGAACGUUCACUGUCCAACUCCACCCUGCAGUACCAGCUGACCGGCCUCACCUCCACCACCGCGUACACACUACAGGUGGCAGCACUCACCGCCGCAGGACGGGGCGUGGUCACAUCCUCCACCAUCUCCACUGGAGUCCCACCAGAACUUCCUGGUGCACCAUCUAACUUAGUCAUCUCCAACAUCAGCCCUCGCACAGCAACACUUCGGUUCCGGCCUGGCCCUGAUGGCAAGACUGCCAUAUCACGAUGGAUAGUAGAAGGCCAGGUAGUGAAGGAGGAUGGGAAGGAAGGGGCGUGGACAGUUGUCUACCAGAAAGACAACCAGCCAGAUGCAGACACGCUGGAGAUCCCCGACCUCACUCCAUUCACCCAGUACAGGUUCAGGAUGCGGCAAGUGAACAUUGUCGGCUCGAGUCCCAUGAGCGCCCCCUCCAGGCUGAUUCAAACCCUGCAGGCUGCCCCUGACACACACCCCUCUAACCUCACCCUGCUGUCUGCCACACAGACCAGCCUGCGCUUCAACUGGAAGCCUCUUCCAGAGUCCGAAUACAACAGCAGUCCAGAGACUGUGGGAUACCGGCUGCGUGUGUGGAGGACAGAUGGCCAGGGGGAGGACAGAACCGAGGAUGUGGAGGGAAGAGGGGGUGCCAGUGAGGCCACAGUGGAGGGUCUGAAUCCCUGGACUCAGUACCAGGUGCAGAUACAGGCCUACAACUCCAUAGGACCUGGACCGUGGAGCAACACUGUUGCCGUACGCACCGCAGAAUCUGUUCCAUCUGGAUCUCCGGUGAAUGUGACUGCUGAGGCCAUGAGUUCCACCAAGAUCCUGCUCACGUGGUCUGCUCUCCCUCUGGCACAGAAGAACGGAGUCAUACUUGGAUAUAAGGUGUUGUACAGCGAGAAGGACUCAGAAGGUCCCCCCAGUGUUCAGGUGGCAGCAGGAGAGGGGAGUAUGUCACUGCUCCUCGGGCUUCUCCAAAAAUACACUGCGUACAUGCUGCAGGUGCUGGCAUACACGCAGAUGGGUGACGGCCCUCCCAGCAACCCCAUACUGCUCCGAACCAAAGAAGAUGUCCCAGGCCCCCCUGUCAGGAUGGUGUUUCCAGAAGUUCGAUUGUCAUCAGUUAGGGUGGUUUGGCAGCCACCCACAAGCCCCAAUGGCAUCAUAUUAGGUUACCAGAUCUCCUACCGCUUGGACAGCAGGGACCCUCAGCGCUGGACCACAGUGGAGGUUGGCUCCAACGCUCGACAGUUCACCGUCACAGGACUCUCCCCUGAGCAGGCCUACGUGUUCCGUCUCACUGCUCGCACUGCCGUGGGCUGGGGCGAGGAACAGGAAGCCCUGGUUGUUACCACUGAACGUAGAGAGCGCCCCCAGCCGCCCAGGAAGUUGUCCGUUCCUCAGGACGGGGUUGAAUCUCGCCGCCUCCGCCUUCACUGGGUGACGGGUGGCUCAGGCUCCUCCCCGCUGAGGUACUUCACUCUGCAGGUCAAAGAACUGCCCAGUGGGGACUGGAACACACACACCGCUGACAUCUUGUACAACGUGACCACCUGGACUGUUGACAGGCUGAAGCCUUUUACAUCAUACAAGUUUCGGAUGCUGGCCACCAACGAUGUGGGAGACAGUGUCCUCAGCAAAGAGACGGAAGCUGUUACAACUCUGCAGGAUGUGCCUGAUGAGCCUCCAGUGAUCCUCGCAGUGAAACCAACAACCACUACCUCAGUCCUGGUGCAGUGGAAGCCUCCCAGUGACGACAGCAUUAACGGGAUGUUGACUGGAUACCGGCUGUAUUAUAGAGAGCUCCCAGUAAACACCUCCAGUUUCUCCGAAGCAGAAGUCCAGGCAACCAAAAACAACACCACAAGUGCCCUCAUUACGACCAAGAGCACCUUCAAGACAGUCAGCAGUGCCUCGCUAACAGAGUUUGAGUUGACACAACUGAAGAAGUUCAAACGCUACCAGAUUGUUAUGACAAGCUACAACAUCAUUGGAGAGAGCCGACCCUCCGCCCCAGUUGAGGUGUCUGUUGGAGAGGCAGCCCCAUCGGUGGCCCCUCAGUCUAUCAGAGUGUCUGCUGUUUCUCCCUCCAUCCUGGAAGUGACCUGGGACACACCCCCCCUCGAGACCCAGAAUGGACUCAUCCAAGGAUACAAGAUCCACUACUGGGAGAGGGACAAGCAAAACCAGAGUGAGAAGGUCAAGAUGAUUUUUGUCCCAGACACCCGCGUGCAUCUCACCAACCUGACCAGCUACACGCCUUACCUGGUCACCCUGACCGCCUUCAACACGGCUGGAGACGGCCCACCCAGUGACCCCCGCGGGGCCCGCACCCUGCAGUCCGCUCCCAGCCAGCCCAGCUACCUGUCCUUCUCAGAGGUGACAGAGGGAAGUGUCAAUGUGUCCUGGGGAGCUCCGCUCACGCCUAACGGACAGCUGGAGGGGUACAGGGUCAUCUACCAGCCCACUGCUCCCGUACAAGGAGUGAGUAAAGUGGUGACAGUGGAUGUGAGGGGCAGCUGGCAGCGAUGGCUGAAGGUUCGAGACCUAACCAAAGGAGUGACGUAUAUGUUCAGUCUUCAGGCCCUCACGGUCAGCUAUGGACCACCAAUAAAAGCAAACAUCACUGCUCAGCCUGUACAAGGCUCCCCGGGGUCACCUAUGGAAACGUCCAUCACCAAGACGUCCUCAGCGCUCACUAUCCACUGGUCAGAGGGAGAUAUCGGUGCAGCACCUGUCACUGGAUAUGUUAUUGAGGCUCGUCCUUCAGAUGAGGGAGUGUGGGAUUCCUUCAUCAGACUCCUCCCUCCCAGCAGCAGGUCUGUUUCAGUGCCGCUGGAGCGCCUCAGGUCGGGGAUCAGCUACGAGUUCAGAGUCAUCGCUGUAAAUCGCUAUGGUUACGGACAGCCGAGUACAUCCUCUGCUGCGCUCGCUGCGCUGUCGGACCGUCCGUUCUAUGAGGAGUGGUGGUUCCUGCUGGUCAUGGCCCUGGUGGGACUCAUUCUCAUUCUGGUCCUGGUCUUCACACUGCUCCUGCAUGGACACAGCACCAAGUACAAGGCCUGCGGCACAGGGAAGCACGUGUCCACAGCGGAGGAGUCAGUAACUCUGGACAACGGAGGUUUUACUGCUCUGGAGCUCAACAGCAGAACACUCAACACCAAGAACUCCUUCUUGAAGAAGAACGGGACCAGGUCUCCUCCCAGGCCCAGUCCAGGCGGUCUUCACUACUCUGACGAGGACAUCUGCAAUAACUAUAAUGGAGCCGUACUCACUGAGAGCACCACACUGACAGAGAAACCCACUGAAGUCUCCGAGUCAGAGUUAACAGACAGCGACUACGAGGACGAGCAGCCCAAGCACUCCUUCGUCAACCACUACAUGAGCGAUCCCACCUACUACAACUCCUGGAAACGGCAGCCCAAAGGCCUCAAAGGGAUCAGCACUCCUUUUGGCUACGAGGAGUGUGCCACCGCAGACACGGAGCCCUACUACCAGACCGUGGUCACCCAGCACAACACAGGCGGCGCAUACACGCCCACAGGACAGCCUGCACACACACACGUCAACCCCAACACCAACCCGCCAGGGUCACGCACCCCUGUGACGGGAUUCUCCUCAUUCGUUUGACUCUAGAGACGAAAUCUGCACAAAGUGAUACACACACACACGUACACAUAAUGAAGGAGGGGGGCCGGUGUGUGUUUGGACUAGAGGAGACAGAGCCGGCGGCUUCGGAGGAGAGCGGAGGACGAGAUGAGGAGACGUGGGAUGGACUGGUGAUGAAACAGCCCUUCAUGCCCCAAAGAACUAAACCUCCACUUCUCACUCGCCUUCUCCCCUCGUUCACAAAGAUCCUCACUGUGUCGACGAGUGUGUAUGUUGCUCUCCUACUCUGUCACUGUGCUUACACACACAGUUACUGUUCUCGAUUCACACACACACCCACACACACACACACACACACACCGGCAUAUACCACCAGAUAUUCAUGCCUAUUCCAGAGACUCUCUAAUGAGAGCUAAGAGGGAUGACUACAUGAGUCAGUUUGUGUAAAUGUCGAGGAGAGAAUUCAACCUUGAAGUGGUGGAACCUGGAAUUUCUGCACAACGCUUCUCCGUUUUCUGUAAUUACACAUAAGUGCACAAAUACACACACAUGCACUCGCUGAUGCGCCAUUUCAGCAUCUCCCAGUGGGAGAGAGGACCUUCAAGUUUGAGGAGAAUUAUUAAAAUAUGGCACAGAAGGGAGCAGCUUUUGAUGACGGACUGCUUCAUGUACACAAACACGGAGCUGUCAGCUUUAAAAUACCACCACACAGAGGAAAAGGAAAAAAUAACAAUAAUCACAGUUCUUGGACUUGAUAAAGGACGGAGAGCGAGCGAGCGUGAGUGGGGCUUCUUCAGAGCUGAAGGCAUUCUCAAAGAGAGUGUUGCGUGGUUUCAGAGAGCGACAUGUGAUAUUUGGGGGUUGGGUUGGACUAUAUGAAAACCAUGUUUUUUACUGUCUACUGCCUGUUGUCAGCGCUCCUUACCGCAGCCUCCCAAGCCAUAACGCUUGCACUGAGCCUAACCCCACACAUUUCAUCUUGAUUCUGUUGAAAUUUUAUUUUUUACAAGUUUGAGUGUGUGUGUUUGAGUGUGACACACAAGCAUGUGUGUAUAGGUAAAUGGCUCUACGCGCAGUUUAGAAGCCUGUUCAUCGGACUCUGUCGUUCAUUGCUAAGCAAAGUGUGCCAUUGUAUGUAUGUUUGUAUUUUUAAGAUGGAUUUUGUACAGGGAAGCCCUUUUUACUUGUGUGCAGUUGUAUGUAGUUUGGCCACAUUUGUGUUUUCCAAAGCAAAUAGUGAAACAGUGCCGGAGCAAGUCUUCAGCUACACUGACCCAUGAGAAGAAAAAGGAGAAGACAGAGUCAGGAUUCCUAAAAAAUAAGUUACAAUGAAUGAGUGUGGAACAGGAUCACAUGAUAUUUUAGAGAAUCAGUCUUGUUCAAACUGAGUGUGAUUGAAGUUAGACUCAUCAGGCCCCACUGUCUGUACCCUGGUCUUAUGUCCAGCAGCCAGCCUGGCACACAUGUACUUCGUACCCCUCUUUAAUUGAAAACAGAAAUCAUCUGUAAGUUUCUGCUCAUGUAUAAUUUAAAGAUUCUCCUCCCAGCAGCCUCCCUCACUCUAUCACGCUUGUUUUGAGUCCCAUACAGUGUGUGA
This is a messenger RNA of Chelmon rostratus (copperband butterflyfish), 8146 nucleotides long. RefSeq names its product protein sidekick-1-like. NCBI's taxonomy places the organism in Eukaryota, Metazoa, Chordata, Actinopteri, Chaetodontiformes, Chaetodontidae. The transcript is spliced from 46 exons. Gene Ontology annotation, molecular function: protein binding. The coding region runs from base 1 to 6570 and encodes 2189 amino acids. The record is from RefSeq and is a predicted model, not a curated record. Gene Ontology annotation, biological process: cell-cell adhesion.